Molecule: messenger RNA, 3867 nt
Organism: Trypanosoma cruzi
Lineage: Eukaryota; Euglenozoa; Kinetoplastea; Trypanosomatida; Trypanosomatidae
Exons: 1
Coding region: 1-3867 (1288 amino acids)
Source: RefSeq, a predicted model, not a curated record
AUGCCCUCUCGACGCCGCCGGCAACCCGCCUACGCCGCAGCGGAGCAAAGGAAGAAAACGGCAGAAAUGCAGCAGCAGCCGGAAGCCGCUUCCUGCGAAGCAGGGGCGCCAGACGAGGCGAAGAAGACGGAGGCAGUGGCCCCUGAGGUCUCGCCCAUGGCACCCAUCCCCCCUCCCACCGCAGCACGCCAAGGGGGACAGGCGGCGGAGGUGCCGCCAACCGCAACGCCCACGUCUGUCGCUCCAACGGAUGCGAAGCGGGCGGUGCUAACGAAAAUGGUAACUAAACGUAAGCCAAAGAUGGCAUUUUUAUUCGAUAACGAGGAGACAAAGGGGGCGGAGCACAAGGAGGAACCGAGCGGGACGAAGGAGGCCGUUCCAAAGCGAAAACCAAAGCUUCCGUUUCUCUUCAAUGAAGAAGGCACGCACGACGGAGCGGCGGCGCAGAAACAGCCACAGCCAGAGGUGCCGCAGGCGAACCCGGUUGUGGAAACCGCCCCGAAAACAAAUACACGCAUAGAUGAAGUGAAAAAAGAAACCAUAGAGAAAAUAAGUGCGGAGGCUGACUGGAGCGGUGCUGCCCCGACACGGACGGUAGCAGCGACUUCCCCACGACAAAAAAUGGCGAUCUCCAAGAACGUGAAACUAUACCGCAGGAUGCGGAGGGAGCCCCAUGAGGCAACGAACAACACCGCGGCGGUGGAAAAGGCAGAGGAGCGAAGCAAUAACAGCGCCCCCACAAACUCUACAAAUGUUCAGGUGGAGAUGAAAAAGACGCAACAGCUACACACUGACGAUGGAAAGGCGUCUCCACCUUUCACAGAGCCCACGGAGAAGACGCUGCACGAAAGCAGUGGAAAAGAACGGCAUGAACACACCGCAGAGAAAUUUUCUGAGGCCCCAAAGGAAGACGUCAAACGGAAACACACUGCCACGAUGUCUAAACUAAUGAGACACGGUCGCCACUUCCAAAACUGCAAAACAGCAGCGGACUCACCGUCGAACACGAGUGAAAACGCCCAAACUCAGACCAAAGAGGAGGUUGAAGUGCCAGAGGUCAUUGAACCUGGGGCUACGUCCGAAAUUGCACAGCGAACGCCAGUAUGUAACGACCAGCCAAAAUUACCACAGUCUUUGGAUGGAAUCCGAGCUGUUGAAAACUCGAAAACUGCAGAAAUGCCUCGACACACAAUCAAAAAACACGAAAAAAAAAAGACUAAAAAAUCUUUAGUAAAGAGAAAGUUUAUGAAAGAAAUGGCAGAGAAACAAGCUGCAAGUAAGCAGGCUGAAGAAGAGGCAGCACGCAAGCAGGCGGAGGAGGAGGCAGCACGUAAGCAGGCGGAGGAAGAGGCAGCACGUAAGCAGGCUGAGGAAGAGGCUGCACGCAAGCAGGCUGAGGAGGAGGCCGCACGUAAACAGGCGGAGGAGGAGGCAGCACGCAAGCGGGCUGAGGAAGAGGCCGCACGCAAGCGGGCUGAGACGGCUGCACGCAAGAAGGCACGUGAAGAAGCUGAGCGAAAAAGGGCCGAAGACGAGGCCGCACGGAAAAGAGCUCGAAGAGAAGCGCGGGAAAGGGCAAAGGAAAUUGUGAAGCAGAGGCGAGCUAAGGAAGAGGCCGCACGUAAACAGGCGGAGGAAGAGGCCGCACGUAAGCAGGCGGAGGAGGAGGCCGCACGUAAACAGGCGGAGGAAGAGGCCGCACGUAAGCAGGCUGAAGAGGAGGCCGCACGCAAGCAGGCUGAGGAAGAGGCUGCACGCAAGCAGGCGGAGGAGGAGGCCGCACGCAAGCAGGCUGAGGAAGAGGCUGCACGCAAGCGGGCUGAGGAGGCUGCACGCAAGAAGGCACGUGAAGAAGCUGAGCGAAAAAGGGCCGAAGACGAGGCCGCACUGAAAAGAGCUCGAAGAGAAGCGCGGGAAAGGGCAAAGGAAAUUGUGAAGCAGAGGCGAGCUAAGGAAGAGGCCGCACGUAAACAGGCGGAGGAGGAGGCCGCACGCAAGCAGGCUGAAGAGGAGGCUGCACGUAAGCGGGCUGAGGAAGAGGCAGCACGUAAGCAGGCGGAGGAAGAGGCCGCACGCAAGCAGGCUGAAGAGGCCGCACGUAAGCAGGCUGAGGAAGAGGCUGCACGCAAGCAGGCGGAGGAAGAGGCCGCACGUAAGCAGGCGGAGGAGGAGGCCGCACGUAAGCAGGCUGAAGAGGAGACCGCACGCAAGCAGGCUGAGGAAGAGGCUGCACGCAAGCGGGCUGAGGAGGCUGCACGCAAGAAGGCACGUGAAGAAGCUGAGCGAAAAAGGGCCGAAGACGAGGCCGCACGGAAAAGAGCUCGAAGAGAAGCGCGGGAAAGGGCAAAGGAAAUUGUGAAGCAGAGGCGAGCUAAGGAAGAGGCCGCACGUAAACAGGCGGAGGAGGAGGCCGCACGCAAGCAGGCUGAAGAGGAGGCUGCACGUAAGCGGGCUGAGGAAGAGGCAGCACGUAAGCAGGCGGAGGAAGAGGCCGCACGCAAGCAGGCUGAAGAGGCCGCACGUAAACAGGCUGAGGAAGAGGCCGCACGUAAGCAGGCGGAGGAGGAGGCCGCACGUAAACAGGCGGAGGAAGAGGCCGCACGUAAGCAGGCUGAAGAGGAGGCCGCACGCAAGCAGGCUGAGGAAGAGGCUGCACGCAAGCAGGCGGAGGAGGAGGCCGCACGCAAGCAGGCUGAGGAAGAGGCUGCACGCAAGCGGGCUGAGGAGGCUGCACGCAAGAAGGCACGUGAAGAAGCUGAGCGAAAAAGGGCCGAAGACGAGGCCGCACGGAAAAGAGCUCGAAGAGAAGCGCGGGAAAGGGCAAAGGAAAUUGUGAAGCAGAGGCGAGCUAAGGAAGAGGCCGCACGUAAACAGGCGGAGGAGGAGGCCGCACGCAAGCAGGCUGAAGAGGAGGCUGCACGUAAGCGGGCUGAGGAAGAGGCAGCACGUAAGCAGGCGGAGGAAGAGGCCGCACGCAAGCAGGCUGAAGAGGCCGCACGUAAACAGGCUGAGGAAGAGGCUGCACGCAAGCAGGCGGAGGAGGAGGCAGCACGCAAGCAGGCGGAGGAAGAGGCAGCACGUAAGCAGGCGGAGGAAGAGGCCGCACGCAAGCAGGCUGAAGAGGCUGCACGUAAGCGGGCUGAAGAAGAGGCAGCACGCAAGCAGGCGGAGGAGGAGGCUGCACGCAAGCAGGCUGAGGAAGAGGCUGCACGCAAGCGGGCUGAAGAGGAGGCCGCACGUAAGCAGGCUGAGGAGGAGGCUGCACGUAAGCAGGCGGAGGAGGAGGCAGCACGCACGAGGGCGGAAGUUCAGGAAGAGAAGGCUGAACUUAGCGUGAAGGAGCGACGGAAGUUGGCAAAGAAGAAGAUAGAGCGUUAUCGAAAGAAGGCUGCGAUGCGUCAGUCGAAUCCCGUUACUGACAAGACUGUUGUGGCGGCUGCAGUCGCUCAAGAAGUUAUGGAUGUCCCGCUUGUGAGCGUGCAUGCUUGUGGAGCUAGUUCGGCUAGCGAUGCCUCUGCAGCCGUCCCCUCCGAGUCGAAACUCCUGGCGGAGGCCCUGGAAUUUCCGAACAGCAGCGUGACCAUAGAUCGCUUUGACGACAAUGAACUGGUUGCGCGGCGGCGCAGUACCGAUGACGCGUGGGAGAUUGGGUUGCGCUUUGAUUGGACCAUCAAAACCUUGGCGAUUGGUUCGAUGCCAUCGUUCAGUUUGACUGACCCACGGAGGCUGCACCCGUUUAUGCAACGGUACCAGUCGCGGCCGGUGUGGUUCCUUGAGGAGGUCAACGGUGCCAAAGCAAAUAAUAUCCGUGAGGUGAUGGAUAUCCUUAAAAAGAGCCUCACGGCUCGUUUUGUUUUCAGAAAAUGA